Molecule: messenger RNA, 1758 nt
Organism: Neoarthrinium moseri
Lineage: Eukaryota; Fungi; Ascomycota; Sordariomycetes; Amphisphaeriales; Apiosporaceae
Exons: 3
Coding region: 1-1758 (585 amino acids)
Biological process (GO): peptidyl-serine phosphorylation; intracellular signal transduction
Molecular function (GO): protein serine/threonine kinase activity; ATP binding
Source: RefSeq, a predicted model, not a curated record
AUGAAGCGUGGUGUCAACGGGAAGAACAGUGCUACCAUGCUUCCACAGAGCGGUGAUUCUGCCUUGCUCCAGACGCCUCCACCGUCAAGUCCCGAGAGAGAUGGGCCCCCUCGAAAACUCCGCCGACAAGGCUCAAAGCUCAUGACAGCGUUACGCUCCAUGACAAACAGUGCAUCCGGCUCUUUCCGGGACAGGAGUAGUCUUGAUUUGUCGCCAGCCCUAUUAGAAGUAGCAGAAGACCCUCCAGACCGUCGACCAGUGACCAAGAGGUUUUCUUUCUCGGCCCUUCGAGCGCCCUUUAGUCCUGCUCAUACUGUGGUCCAUCGGAACCAGAAGUCAAGGCCGUCACUUCGAUCCCUUGAUCAGGGCCCCAAGGAAUCACCACCUCCCAGCAUUGUCAACGUCAAGUAUCAGGAAUCAUCCACCUCCAACAGCAACAGCAAUACAAACUCAAGUGGCAAGUUUUCGGGGCCAACUAGUGAUGGCAAUACCACCACCAACAACACCACCGCCAAGACUUCAGUGGAUUCCAAGUUUUCCAAAUCGAGCACCAAGACCAACUCCGGCGACAAGAAGCUCAAGCCAGUCUCUAGCGUCAUUCGACGCAAGAAGGAGCCUGAGCUAGACUCCAGGGCAGAUUCGUCCUUAGAACCGAUUGUUGAAACUGCGCUGGACCAGCUAGCUCCCACCAUCAAGACGGUUGAGAAGACUGCCGCCGCGAAGAUCUAUCUCGAGACUUACUUCCACGAGAUUCUGUCAAAACCCAGUCCCAGAUCGAUGCGUCUACAGUACCUCGAGUCGGAGCUCUACCGCAGCGAACUUACGCCACAGGAGCGCUGCGCCAAGCGCGAGGCAUUCUACAAGCAAGAGUCUGACCACCUUCGAGAGAGUCGGGUGCUGAAGUCCAAGAGCUUUGGGCCAACUUUGCAAGGUUUGCCCGGUAAGCUAGCCAAUGGGUAUGAAGUGCUGAAGAUCCUGGGCAAAGGAAGCUUUGGUGUCGUCCGACUGGUACGGGAGAAGGGUCCGGAUGGCCUCGAAUCUGUGUCCCAGAGGCGAAAAGUCUACGCCAUGAAGGUGAUUCGCAAGUCUGCAAUGCUUCAGACGAGCCAAGAAGGACACUUGAGAGCGGAGAGGGACUUCCUGGUCUCGUCUGAUGGAUCAAGAUGGAUCGUACCCUUGAUUGCAAGUUUCCAAGAUCCAGCCAACUUGUACCUUGUCAUGGAGUAUAUGCCCGGUGGGGAUUUCCUCGGCCUCCUCAUCCGAGAGAAUAUUCUUAGCGAGCCGGUGGCAAAAUUCUACAUCGCGGAGAUGAUAUUGUGCAUUGAAGAAGCGCACUCACUGCGGUGCAUUCACCGCGAUAUCAAGCCCGACAAUUUCCUGGUAUCUGCUUCAGGUCAUUUGAAAAUAUCUGAUUUUGGCCUCGCCUUUGACGGGCAUUGGUCCCACGAUACCAGCUACUACCACACCCACCGGUAUAGCCUGAUCGAGAAGCUUGGGCUCUCCAUCGAGGGCGAUGCAAUGGAUCGACGGGAUGGUAACAGUGGCAUGAUGAGGUGGACACACAGCAUGAACAUGGCUAUGCGCAAACACGACCGCCCAGAGCUCCAGAGUAGGUCUGGGGCUCAUCACCAGGAACCACUACUGAACUGGCGUAAUCGUUGCGGCAACCGUACAGCUGCCCGUUCCGUCGUUGGCACCAGCCAGUAUAUGGCCCCCGAAGUCAUCCGCGAGGGUGUCUACGACGCCAGAUGCGACUAG